Pantherophis guttatus is the source of this 2980-nucleotide messenger RNA. RefSeq names its product growth arrest specific 1 (gene GAS1). The record is from RefSeq and is a predicted model, not a curated record. Lineage: Eukaryota; Metazoa; Chordata; Lepidosauria; Squamata; Colubridae. Gene Ontology annotation, biological process: regulation of cell cycle.
CCGCCCGCGAUGGUGGCAGCCUGGCGGGGAGGAGGACGGUGCCUACGGACCGCGCUGCUCCCGCGCCUGGCCGCCUUGGGGCUGAGGCUUCUGCUGCUGCUGCUGGGCGCCGCCUCGCCUCCGCCGGGGGUUCACGGCCGGCGCCUGAUCUGCUGGCAGGCGAUGCUGCAGUGCCAAGAAGAGCCGGACUGCGGCUACGCUUACAGCCAGUAUGCCGAAGCGUGCGCGUCGGUGCUCGUGGCCGAGGGGGACGGCUUUGCCGCCUCUGCGGCGGCGUCCUCCUCCAAUAGGCGGCGGUGCCCGAGCCAUUGCAUUUCGGCGCUCAUCCAGCUCAACCACACCAGGCGGGGCCCGGCGCUGGAGGACUGCGACUGCGACCAGGACGAGAAGUGCCGCGCCACCAAGCGCGCUAUCGAGCCGUGCUUGCCUCGGACCAGCGGCGGUGUGGGGGGAGCGGGCGGCGGCAUGAUCGGCUGCACGGAGGCGCGGCGGCGCUGCGAGUGGGACACCCGGUGCAGCGUGGCUCUCAACCGCUACAUGAUGUACUGCGGCAAGCUCUUCAACGGCGUCCGGUGCACCCAGGAGUGCCGGGACGUCAUUAAAGACAUGCUGGUCGUGCCCAAGGCGCUGCUGCUCAACGACUGCGUCUGCGACGGGCUGGAGCGGCCCAUCUGCGAGUCGGUCAAGGAGAACAUGGCUCGCUUGUGCUUCGGGGCCGAGGCGCUGGGGCCUGGCAGCAGCGGCGCCUCGGACGGCGUCUUAGACGACUACUACGAAGACGACUACGAGGAGGAGCCCAGCCAGCCCACCAGAAAUUACUUCGACGACAUGGCCGCCGUCGCGGGUGGCGAGGCGCCUUACCCGAGGAAGCCCGCGGAGGGCGGGACGGCCCCUGUGGCCGCCUGGACGCUGCUCUCGGUUGCCUCCAUUUUGCUGCUGCUGCUUCUCUCCUAGCCUAGCCUUGGGAGGAGAGGCUCUUGAGGGGGGCCGUGGCCGAGCUGAGAGGGAAGAAAGGUGGGCUGGCCUCGUGGCGCUUGUCCCGCGUGGGGGUUUCUACUGGCCAGGUGAGGGAGGGUCUCAGAGCUUCCCCGGGUCUCUCCUCUCACAGGAUGGCAGAAUAUCUCCCAAGGAACAUGGUGUUUUAGGAAGAGGAAUCCCCCGAAACAGGCCAGUAUCCGUGAGCAUCUUGCCUGGGCUUCCUAGUUUUAUCAGUGGAGAGAAGCUGGAAGUUGGAAGACCUCCAAGUUGACCAGUCCCCUUGGCUUGGUUUGCUGCGUAUUCCUAGCUGUGUAGAGAAUUUUCCUCUCACAUGGGCAUUUUCUCUUUAAAAAUGAUGCCUGAAAGGGAUGCUCCUGUUGUAUUAAAUUCCCUUUUUGAUUUAAAGAAAGGGAAUCUAGUACAAUUAAAAAGCUGUGGAGUUUGUUACUGGACCCUUCCUUUGUUGACACUUUUCUUUUAGAAGGGUUUCCAGUUGAUGUUCAAAAUGAAUAUGCUUUGGAAUUCACCUGUAGGUUUUACAUAUAUUGCACAUUAGUUAUUUUAUGAGAUCGUAAGAAAUGUCUUGACUAUGCAUGUCAGGGGUGUAGAUUGUGCAGUGUUUAUUUUGCUGUGUGCACAGACAUCACCACUUGCAGCUGCCCAAUUACAUACAGCUGGACUUUUUCUCAAUCCUGUAUGCAUCCAACUAGGAAAUAUACAGUAUGCAUGACAUACCUGUACAUGUGCACUAUGCAAAUUAUUGCCAUUUGGCAAACGACUUUAAAGAAGCAGAUUGUCUCAUGGUUACAGUCAACUUGAAAACAAUAAAUGUACCAAUGACUGCUAUUUUUCCAAGCUGUCCUCAGUGAAGUUGUGAAGGUUUCCCUGCAAUGCUUCCAAAAGUGUUACUUUGCAUAACCAUUCAACAAGUGACUCCUACCAUCCAGUUAACAUCCACAGAAUUCAUAAUUAUGCUUGACUGAAGAUGCAGUUUUGAUUCUUUUUAAUUGGAUAGGUGUGCAGGCAUAGAGGGAAGAGGUUUCAGAGUUACUCUGAAGAUUCAUAUAUAGUAAGUUUAGGACUUUUUUUGCAGAAUGAAGUAUACUGGCAUGUAUUUGUUAUCCGUGGUGAUGAUUGCACAUACUUCAGUUUUACAUUCUUGAUGCAUAAUUAGCUUUAAUUAGCUUCCAGGUUUUAUGGGGAGUAGUAAAGACAUACAUAAAUUUCCUACAUCCCUGUGAUGAUACACAAGUUCAUUCUAGAUGUCUGGGAUGAUAUGUAAAUUCAUUGUUUUUCCUACAGUAAUGGUUCCUUUUCCUGUUCAGGGUUUGUAUUGAUUUUUGCAUCAGUUAGAAUUGCAAUACAUAAGUCCACCAGCAAAUCUCUCUUGCCUCAGCCUAGGAGGAAAAAAAAACGCUGAACUGUUGGCUGUUGAACAAUGCAACCUUUGUCUCUAAAGAGCUCUGCACUGCCAUCUUCAAAAAAACACUUUUUAAACUCAAUAUGUAAAAAUAUCCUGAGAAGUUAUAUUGCCUCUAAUCCUAUCAGGGGGCUGACCUCUGGUAAAUUUUAUAUAAAAUGUAUUUAAAACUGGUUUUGUUACCAGCUGUUGUUACUUGUACAUAGAAUUUUAUAAAUGGUAUACUUUGGGAAUAAUUUAUUUUUAAAAAAAUUAAAAGUUUUAAACGUACACCAUCUGCAAAAAAUAAUACAUCUGUUGUUCUUUUAUUGCAAAGAGGCAGAUAUAAUUUUGUAUGUUAAGGAAUGCAAACAACAGUAAUUCCCUAAAUGAAAUAAUGUACAGAGUUUUUUCAAAUAGAUCUGAAUUUAAAUUUUGUAUUAUUUGAGGGAUUUAUGAACUUUGUAGAAUUGUAUACAUGUUUCUCUGGACUUUCUUAAACUUUGUAUUUUUAUAGAAUGUGUGAAAAGGCCCUAUGUUUAAAUAUCUAUUGAGUGUGUAUUUUUAUGUGUAAAUUAGUAAAGAGAGAUUUUUAAAGAAGAA